Eucalyptus grandis is the source of this 2114-nucleotide messenger RNA. RefSeq names its product transcription factor bHLH130. Gene Ontology annotation, cellular component: nucleus. Gene Ontology annotation, molecular function: DNA-binding transcription factor activity, RNA polymerase II-specific; protein dimerization activity; RNA polymerase II cis-regulatory region sequence-specific DNA binding. The transcript has 7 exons. Bases 351 to 1565 code for a protein of 404 amino acids. NCBI's taxonomy places the organism in Eukaryota, Viridiplantae, Streptophyta, Magnoliopsida, Myrtales, Myrtaceae. Gene Ontology annotation, biological process: regulation of transcription by RNA polymerase II. The record is from RefSeq and is a predicted model, not a curated record.
UUUCUAGUCUCAUCCUCUCUCUCUCUCUCUCUCUCUCUCUCUCUCUCUUAACCCUUGGCAUCAACCACACACCACCCCACUCCCAGCAUCAAACUUUGUCCGGAGGGAGAGAGAGAGAGAGAUUAGUCAGAGAUUGACUGGUUUCUGCUUUUCCGUUUCUUGAUUGCUGUUGUCCCCAGAUUAGAACGCCAUUUCGGUUGCAACUGCCCUGCCGUCUUCCAAUCAUGGUGGUCUGGAGUUCAGGUUUGGGACCGAGAAUGGAAGCUCCUCUUGUCAAGGCUUUCUGACAUUUUUAUCAACUACUACUUGGAAGGUCGAAACUCCGAGCUCAUUUUCCAAGAAAACCCGCCAUGGAAUCAGAUCUGCAGCAGCAGCGCGACGGUCGCUCCUCCAAUUACCAACCCCAGCAACAACCGAACAACAACAACUCGGGCUUGUCCCGAUUCCGAUCCGCCCCGAGUUCAUACUUCAAGAACUUACUGGACAGCUGCGAGGAGUUCCUCAACCGGCCUUCGAGCCCCGAGUCGGAGCGAAUUUUCGCGCGCCUCAUGUCCUCCUCCCCCGCCUCUGGCGGCGGCGGCGGAGGAGGGGGAGGAAACGUUUUCGGGCCACCGAUGAAGACCGAGGCAGAGGUCCUUCAGCCAGAGCGGAGCAGCUUCUCCUCUGCUGCUUCCUCGCAAAACUUCUAUCAGGGCUCGUCUCAGCUGCAAAACCAGAGCAUGGACUACAAGGUAGUGGGCUCGAUGGGCAUGGAUCGAUCGGCGUCCCUGAAAACGGGGAACAGCAACUCCUCGAAUCUCAUCAGGCAAAGCAGUUCGCCCGCCGGAUUGUUCUCCAACACAAACAUCGAUGAUAACAAACCGAUGCAAAUAGCAGGAUAUUCUGCCUCGAGAAGCAUCGAGGAUUUCGUCGGCAGCGGCGCUGCAGGAGAGUCGUCCUUCUCUCCGGCGAGCAGGUUCAGCAACCGCAUGAACUUCUCAUCCGGGCCACCUCCUUCCUCGUCCGGAAAGAUGAGCCCGAUUACUGAACUGGGAAAGAAGAGCAUGGAUAUCAAUAGCCCGGAAGGGGGCGAUUUCAGUGAAGGCCAUGGCAACGACUACAUCACAGGUUUCCCUAUCGGCUCGUGGGACGACCCAGUUGGUCUUUCGGACAAUUUCAACCGCGGAGAUGAGGAUGAAAAGGGAUUUUUGGGUUUGAACGCAUCGGAAACUGAGGAGGGGAAAGGUAGAGUUCCUGGUCUUUUAGCUCACCACUUGAGCUUGCCGUCGAAAAGUUCCGCAGACGUGGACAAGUUUUUGCAGCUCCAAGAUUCUGUACCGUGUAAAGUCCGCGCCAAGAGGGGUUUCGCGACUCAUCCCCGCAGUAUUGCAGAGAGGGUGAGAAGAACCAAAAUCAGCGAAAGAAUAAGGAGACUACAGGAUCUUGUUCCCAACAUGGACAAGCAAACGAACACAGCGGACAUGUUGGACCUGGCCGUUGAUUACAUCAAGGAGCUUCAAGGACAGGUUAAGACGCUCUCGGACGAUCGCGCAAAGUGCACUUGUCCAAGCAAGCAACAGCUAUGACACGAAAAGGAAGGCCGAGAAGUCAGUUGUGUACAGAAUCGCAUCGCGUUUGGGAGAGGAGGAUUGAGUAGCGGUGGACAAGAACAGACGUCCCUUUCCACUGGAGAGGAAGGUAAAGCAAGGGCCACGUAUUAUUCCUAGGCUCUGCAUAAACUGGACCACCUUGGUGCCCACUAUCUGUCUACACUGCUAAAAAAAGAAGUUCAAAAUCAGUGUAUUAGCCAUAAAUUCUGGAGCUUUUCUUGUCUGAUUUCGGUUGCCAAGUUCAGCUAAUUAUGGAAACAUCUAUGUAUUGAGAUGGGAAGAGAGAUAGAGAGAGGGAGAGAUUACAAUUGCUUUUAUUCGAUGGAUUGAUAGAGAGAGUGAGAGAUUGCCAUGAAUGGUGGAGCCAUUAAAUGGAAUGGGAACCAGGUGGGGGCUACCCUUUUGUUGGGUGACUAUAAUUGAAUGCAGAUGAAUGAGUGAAAGCAGACUAAAAUUCUGCAUAAAAGUAAAGUUCCUUGCUACCUGAUGAUGAUUCAAUAUGAUGGUCGGUUUGUGGUUGGUCUC